CAUAACAAAUAUCUCGUGCAUGACCAGCCAAGUAGCCACCAGCCAGACUAGUUCAGUUGGCUAAAUGGGUGUAUCAGCUUUCAGGCGGUGGACCAUAAGAAAGGAUAAAUGAGGCCGGAGUAUCUAGGAUAUCACCACAGGCAGAACCCUUUCGGCACCUAUAUCCACUCUAUGUUUUCUCGCCAUAGAAACAGUAGAGCAAGAUGGCCAAUACUGCAAACUGUCCAAUAAAUGGUUCAACAUAUCCUACCAUGCGCAUGAAAUUUGGUGAGAGUUGAGUAGCCAUGGUCCACCGGGGCAGAGAGCCAGGAGACCUAAAUCCCACAGGAUAUAAAAAUCCUGCAUCCAACAGUGAGCAACUGAGCGUAGGUGCCUCAGCCCUCUUAAUCUCUUAACAAUUUACUUUGUGGGUAGGUUAACCAUUUUCAAAGGCAAGGAAAGCCAGGUGGAAUGGUUGGUGUAGAAAACCUAGCAGAACCGAUUGGAAAUGGUUAGCACAGUGAGCCAAUUUGAAUUGGUUGGUGCAGAGAGCUAAUCACAACAUGGACAGGUGGGAAGGGCAAAUGGAAAGGGACAGUAAAGUAGAAGAUGAAGAGAAAUGGAUAAAGCAUUAUAGCAGUACUCGUCAUAAAAUACUAUCAGCUCGGGAAGGGUUUUUUUUUCUUUUCCUGCAUAUGCCUCAGAGCCUUUGGGUCUGCUGCCAGUAUGGUUUAAUAUUAUUCUGAGCAUGAACCUAAUAUAAGAUAGAUAAGACUAAUUAACAACGUUCCUAGUUGAUUUGGGCCUUGUAUGCAUGAACAAUCCUCCAUGGAGUAGAAGCACACACUAGGAGGCACCACCCUUUUCUGCUUGGCAAAUUCUUUGACAGGAUAGCCUCUCCCCCUGCAGGUUUUCUUCAUGUCUGGGGUGACAGCAACAUGAUCCAGAUACAGUAAGCUUAGCGUAUGUGAGAAGUCAAAGAAUUAUCGACAUUUUACGCAAUAACCCCAGAAUUUAUUAUUGUCCUCGAUAGAACACAUCCUUCUCGGACAAUGGAACAUGCCAUCUGAAGAAACCAAUCAAGGGUGAUUUUCUUAGAAAGGUAAUUUAUCCUUGGAAAAUUGAUUCUCUACUCCAUAUCUUGUCCACACUUGCUGAGGAAUUACAAGGCCUGGUUCUUCAAUUAUUUGCUAUGCGUGGAUGUUCUAUAUAUAAAUGGAUGGUCAUGUCAAAACUGGCAGAUUUUCUCUUGAUAUUAGUGAUCUUUGAAAGUAAUUUAAAAGAAGGAUCAUUCUCCUGCUUCAUGCCACAUAACCUGGUUUGGGUGGAGAAUUGAUUAAAUGUCCAAAUACGAAACCACCAUGCAUGAACCUGGAGACUAAUGAAACAGGCUUCUAUUGGGCCAAGAAACUAGGCAACAUUUAAACCUGUCAGCAGUACUAUGGAAGACUAAAAAUUCCUUGGAAAUGAAACUCAUCAAUAACUCUCUAUGAAUCCCGAUGAGUCCUCAUUCUGGGGGUGAGGGAAGUUGCCUGAUCAGGCCUCCUGAUUAUAUAUUCAUGCCAGGAGAAAAGGUUAAAGGUCAUAUAUAGAACUGGCCAUUUUCAUCAAGGUCAAAUAUAUAUAGAAAUGGAUAGUUUAGAGAGCCACUUGGAAAUGCUUAAUAUAGAUGAUAACAAGGAAGAGAAAUGGAUAAAGCAUUAUAGCAGCACUCAGAAAAUGCUUCUAGUUGGAGAUGGUGAUUUUUCUUUUGCUGUUUGCUUGGCUGAAGCCUUUGGCUCUGCUACUAACAUUGUUGCCACUUCUCUGUACUCUGAAGGUAACAAUAUUUCACCUGUCUCCGUAUACAUUUGUCUAAUAUUUGUUGGAUUCAAUCUGAUUGAUCCUGUACUUACAAAAUUAAGAGAUGAUGAGGCUCAAGUACAGUGGAGCUGCAUCCAACUUGAGAGAACUGGAGGAACUAGGAUGCACUGUUAUGCACGGAGUAAAUGCACAUACCAUGAACAGUCAUCCUCUUCUCACCCAUAAAUUGUUUGGCAGGAUAGUCUAUAAUUUUCCUCAAGCAGCUCUCAAAAGGAGUGAAGCAAACAUUCGCCAAAUUGAAAGUCAUCGAAGGUUGGUGAAGGGCUUCUUUAAGAGUGCAAGUGACAUGAUGGAAGAGAAUGGAGAAGUUCAUGUGACUCACAAGACUCCAGAUCCAUAUAGCAAGUGGGAAAUUGAGAAACUAGCAGAAGAAGCUGGGCUGUUCCUGGUUGAAAAAGUUAAGUUCAGAAAAUCUGAUUACCCAGGAUAUGAAAAUAAAAGAGGAUCUGGGUCUAGAGCUGAUGAGAGUUUUCCUCCUGGAAACUGCUGUACCUUCAAAUUUGGAAAGAGUACCAGUCUUUGACACUGAGCAACUGUGUCAUUAUAUCCUCUCUCUGUAAGAAGACUUGUGGAAUGAAAAUGAUGUAAUCUUUUCUUU
Messenger RNA from Populus trichocarpa (black cottonwood), 2440 nucleotides. Its product is annotated as heavy metal-associated isoprenylated plant protein 41. Bases 1886 to 2365 code for a protein of 159 amino acids. NCBI's taxonomy places the organism in Eukaryota, Viridiplantae, Streptophyta, Magnoliopsida, Malpighiales, Salicaceae. Gene Ontology annotation, cellular component: cytoplasm. Gene Ontology annotation, molecular function: rRNA (uridine-N3-)-methyltransferase activity. The record is from RefSeq and is a predicted model, not a curated record. The transcript is spliced from 2 exons. Gene Ontology annotation, biological process: rRNA base methylation.